This is a messenger RNA of Loa loa (African eye worm), 3943 nucleotides long. Its product is annotated as PEX6 protein. Gene Ontology annotation, biological process: protein import into peroxisome matrix. Gene Ontology annotation, cellular component: peroxisomal membrane; cytosol. The record is from RefSeq and is a predicted model, not a curated record. Lineage: Eukaryota; Metazoa; Nematoda; Chromadorea; Rhabditida; Onchocercidae. Gene Ontology annotation, molecular function: ATP binding; growth factor activity; ATP hydrolysis activity. The coding region runs from base 13 to 3879 and encodes 1288 amino acids. The transcript has 29 exons.
UUCCAGCUUCAGAUGGACUGCGAUAUUCGAUUGCUUCUAUCAGUGCUGUUGCUACCGGUUUGUUGUUUCAGUGUGGCACAAGCAUCAGUAGGCUUUUAUGUGGAUAAUGAGAAUGCGCAAUCGAUACCACUUGCUGUUAGCAGUGAAUCAUUUGAGUUAUUCCAGCUUCAGAUGGACUGCGAUAUUCGAUUGCUUCUAUCAGUGCUGUUGCUACCGGUUUGUUGUUUCAGUGUGGCACAAGCAUCAGUAGGCUUUUAUGUGGAUAAUGAGAAUGCGCAAUCGAUACCACUUGCUGUUAGCAGACAUGGAACUGCGAGACUGGAGUCGAAAAUAUUAGAAUUGUUGGGAAUUGAAUAUCCACGACCGCUAGUUGUUCGUGUAAAAGAUGACAUAGCAUCACGUUUUAUGGCGGAUUUAUAUCGAAAUUUAGAGCACGACGUUGAAUUGAAUCCUACUUACAAAUAUCUGGCUAGUGGGCAGUUAUUGUCAGCGGGUGAGAAAGAAGCCAUCGAAUUAGGCGAAGCUGAUACAAUUAUUUCAUUUUUGCCACGAGAGCAGAGAACAGUGCCAAAUUACGGGACAAGUUUGCAGUUCGAUCUUGCUAAUAUACCGCGAGGUGGUCGGCUUGUGCAUGCUCAACUUCGGAUAUUCUUUAAUGGUUCGAUGAAACCACUACGUGUCUUCGCAACUAUUCCGUAUUCGAGGGAUCUAACUUGUACGACAACGGUAGAAUCACGUAUUACAAGCAGCGGACAUUUUGUAAUAAAUAUUACGGAAACACUUCUACGCUGGAUUCAUAAUCGUUCACUUCUUAAUAUCGUAACUCUGUAUGCAGUCUCAGCGCAUGGAGAAAGGGAGCUCUUGGAAAAUUUUGGUGAAUGGCGUGGGUUUGGAAUAGCUUCCUUUGUGGACGGUAUAAAUCAUAUCCACCAGCGUAUUAAACGUGACGCAUCUGAUGAAACUAAUGCCUUCGAUGAUUAUGGAUAUGGCUUUUCGGCGAGGCCUGAUCCACUGCGACAUUCAGCUUCUAAUAAAGGUUGCCGUAGGCGAACACUUUAUGUAGACUUCAAAGAUCUUGGUUGGCAGGAUUGGGUUAUUGCACCAGAUGGUUAUCAUGCAUAUUAUUGUGAUGGUUUCUGUUCAUUUCCACUGAAUAAUCAUAUGAAUGCAACGAACCAUGCUAUUGUUCAAACGCUUGUUCAUCUCAUCGACCCUACUAGAACAUCAGAGGCAAAAUGUGCACCUUCAUCGUUACGCUCAAUGAAAAUAUUAUUCAUCGAUAAUGCUCAAAAUGUGGUGCUGAAACGCUACAAGGAUAUGCAAGGCCAAAUUGGUCAUCCAGUUCUGGAUAAGCAUCUGAGGUCUGAGGAUAAGGUCAUGAUAUGCUUGGAACAUCGAUCUUUGAGUUGGUUAUCAUGUCUGAAUUAUUGUUCGGAAGUUUCACCAAUAAGAAACGGUGUUUCAACUAUCUCAUUAUACGUCUCUUUUACCAUUGGUCAAACUUCAUGGAUUAUAUUUGUGCCUAAGUUUAAAUCAACUUUGCUAUCAUCUUUUGGGCCAAGUUCGCGAUUGUCUGCAUGUCAUUUGAUGGCAGAGAAGUUUUCACGGCCACCAUCAUUUUGCGUUGUUAUGAAGCGGUAUAAACGGAUUUUGCUGUACUGUAAGCUUGCACAGUUUUUGGCGGUGUUAUAUAUCAGAUGGUUCCAGAAAAAUCCAAGUCAAUACAUCUGGACGCAUCGCAGUGGUCAACAAAUUUCCAUCAGGGAAAAGCGUUCUCGUUAUGGCCAUCAGAGUUCUGGGAUGGCAAUAUGGAUCGGUUGUCGUUAUGCUUUCCUAAUUACAGCUUAUAUUAAGAAUAUGAAAAAACUGGUCGUAAAAAAUCGUAACAACACUGUUCAAAAAGUUAUGUAUCCUGUCGAAAUUUAUCCAGUACUGUGCGACGAACCUGUUGCUUUCAUCGAUGGGCUUGGUGCAUUUAAUCUUUCCAAUAGAGGAUUCCGUCUUGACGAUGCAUUCAUUGAGGUCUUUUGUUCUUCGGAUGCAGUUAAUGAAAAAGAAUCAUUUAUCUCACGCUGUGUCCAUGUUGCCUUAAUCAUUACAUCUUUUUACGAUCCAUGGUCUGAUUAUUCUGAUGAACUUCGAGAUUAUUUUCGAACUCCAAGGUUGCUUUCGGUGGGAGAUAUCAUUGCUGUUCCAUGCCGUAAACCAUGGAGUAAAAAAGUGGACGAGAUAUUUUUCAAAAUUCUUUAUUUCGAAGACUCGGGGGGACUAUCAGAAGCUAUCGUUGACUUACAAAAUACAACGUUGUAUCAGGAUAAGGAGAUUUAUCACAAAAUCCCAUACAGUGAUAUUACAUGUUACGUGCCGGAAAAAUUCGUAGGAAUAGCGCAACGAAUUUCUUCUCUGAUCGAAGCUAACUGUGAAUUGAACACAUCUUCAUCAGCUUUGGUUAUACUCCUCAGUGGUUCAGCGGGUUCUGGGAAAAAGUUAUUCUUGAAGCACUUAUCUUCUUUAACUCAUCUGGAUGUUUACUUCUCCAAUUGCUUUAGUAUUUGGAGUGAUGCACCUGGAACUUAUGAAACAAAUAUUCGUAAUACUUUUGAAAAAGCUUCAACGAGUAAUUUUUCAUCAUUGGCUCUUCUAAAUGCAGAUGUACUUGGCUACGACUCAGAUGGUGCUAAGCAAGAUACUGUAGGAUUGGUAUGUUUAACGAAACUCCUUGAAGCUUGCACCAUACCUGUUGUAUUUUUGGUUUGUAAUUGCGACAAAUUAUCAACAAUACCGGAAUCGUUGCGUUCUUUAAUCCUUUAUCAUUUCCAAAUUCCGUCACUUACCGAAGAAGAUCGAAAAUCCAUAAUUAUGCACGAACUUAAUGAACCAAAUUUUAUUGAUACCGCUGCAAUUGGUCACCAGACAAGCGGGUUUACUCUGUCCGAUCUGCACAUUCUAUUGUCGGAUGCAUUAUUUCGAAAGUACAGUACAAAUUCACCGAAACAAAAGACUGAACACUUCAUAUGGGCAAUUGAUGAGCGUAACAAGAGAUUGGGAGAUAAAGUUGGAGCACCCACUAUACCAAAGGUAACAUGGGAUGAUGUUGGCGGUUUAGACGAUGUCAAGCAAGUUGUUAUGGAAAGUUUGGUUUUGAAUUUGCAAGGGAAGAAGAAUAUGAAACGUAGUGGUGUUUUGUUGUAUGGUCCUCCUGGUUGUGGUAAAACACUCAUUGCUAAAGCUAUUGCAAAUCAGUUUAAGAUAACUUUUCUGAGCGUGAAGGGACCUGAACUUCUUAAUAAAUAUGUUGGCCAGAGCGAAGCAAACGUCCGCAAAGUUUUUGAGAAAGCUCGGAUGGCUGAGCCAUGUGUGUUAUUCUUCGAUGAACUCGAUUCUCUUGCUUCCAAACGAGGUCGUUGCGGUGAUUCCAGUCGUGUAGUUGAUAACAUUGUGUCACAAUUGGCUGCAGAAUUAGAUUGCUUGGAAGAUUCGAAAGUCUUUGUUUUGGGUGCCACAAAUCGGCUUGAUUUGUUGGACCCAUCGCUGCUAAGACCUGGAAGGUUUGAUAAAAUCAUUGAAGUAAGCGGAACAACUAAUGCUGUAACACGUGAACGUAUACUUCGUGCAGCUAGUCGAAAUAUAACAUUUGCCGAUGAUGUCGAUCUGAAAGAAAUUGCAGAGUCGUCUGGUCAUUUGUCAUCAGGAGCAGAUUUACAUGCAGUAAUUUCCCACGCACAAAUGGAUGCAAUACGGAAACGGAUCGGAGCGAUAGAAGCCGGAGUGACACUGCCGGAGGAACAGCUAUUGAUCACGCAGGAUAAUCUGAAAAAUGCAGUAAGGGAGGUAAUUCCAUCGUUUGGCGCAAAUUGCAGACAGUUGCGUGGGCUUUAGUUUCAGGAUACUGUUAUAUUACUAUUAAGACUUUUUUGAUUUCUCGAAGUAACGUUGUCUCGAA